Daucus carota subsp. sativus is the source of this 2710-nucleotide messenger RNA. RefSeq lists its product as uncharacterized. Gene Ontology annotation, biological process: ubiquinone biosynthetic process. The transcript is spliced from 11 exons. The coding region runs from base 202 to 2427 and encodes 741 amino acids. Lineage: Eukaryota; Viridiplantae; Streptophyta; Magnoliopsida; Apiales; Apiaceae. Gene Ontology annotation, cellular component: mitochondrion. Gene Ontology annotation, molecular function: FAD binding. The record is from RefSeq and is a predicted model, not a curated record.
GAAUAAAUUGUAUUUUAAAAAAAACAUUAUUUUUCAUUUCUCUGCAUACAAAUUUUCCAAUACCAAAAAUACCUUUCUUCUUCUCACUUCCAUACCAAGCUCAUCACCGGAGCAAAAUCAAACACAUCACUCACUUCGAUCGCGCGAGUUAACUCACCUGAUUCACCGAGUCACGGCUCACAGAGAUCGAGUUAGCGAGUCAUGAGAUUCAUUCGGAACAGUGUUUCUCCGGUUUCGAGACUCGGAAGAUUGUUAAACACAAUACAUCUGAAAUCACCAGUACAAACACAAAAACAACACAGAUUUUUCUCGAAUAAAAUAAAAAUCAACGGUCACGAUGAUAGCGAUUCUGUGUUACCGGUUCUCAUCGUCGGCGCUGGACCGGUCGGCCUCGUGCUCUCUCUUCUCCUAACCAAAUUAGGGGUCAAAUGUGCAGUUCUGGAGAAAAAUCUGAGCUUCUCGAGACAUCCACAGGCACACUUCAUUAAUAACCGCUCAAUGGAGGUGUUCCGCAAGUUGGAUGGCCUAGCAGAUCAGAUUCAAAAAUUUCAGCCACCAGUGGAGCUUUGGAGAAAAUUUGUGUAUUGCACUUCCCUAACUGGUCCUAUAAUUGGGUCGGUAGACCAUAUGCAACCCCAAGAUCUCGAUCAGUCUGUCAGCCCUGUUUCUGUUGCACACUUCUCUCAAUACAAACUUACAAAUUUAAUCCUUCAACAUCUUCAAAACCUUGGCUUCACGGUCAGAAAUGCAAACGGGUUGGACAAUCUCAAGUACGGUGAACUUAAAGAGAGGGAAAUAUUAAUGGGGCAUGAAUGUAUAUCGGUUAAUGCCACUAGUGACUAUGUUACCUUAACUGCAUCUUUUCUGAACGAAGAAGGGAAGCAUAGUGAGAAAUGUAUAAGAUCCCGUCUCCUUGUCGGUACAGAUGGGGCAGGCAGUACCGUUAGACAGCUUCUGGGAAUUGAUAUGAGAGGUGAAAAGGAUUUGCAAAAGCUUGUCAGUGUCCAUUUCAUGAGCAAACAACUAGGGGAGUACCUGAUAAAUGAGAGACCUGGCAUGCUCUUCUUUAUUUUCAAUACUGAAGCUAUAGGAGUUCUUGUAGCUCAUGAUUUGCAGGAAGGGGAGUUUGUAUUACAGAUACCCUUUUACCCACCUCAGCAAAAGCUUGAAGAUUUUAGUUCGAAGAUAUGCGAGAGGUUGAUUGUAAAAUUGGCAGGGCGAGAACUGUCAGAUAUAAACGUAGUUGACAUCAAACCAUGGGUGAUGCAUGCUGAAGUUUCAGAGAAGUAUCUAUUACAUGAUAACCGUGUAAUUAUUGCUGGUGAUGCUGCUCAUCGAUUUCCUCCUGCCGGGGGCUUUGGAAUGAAUACUGGCAUUCAAGAUGUGCACAAUCUUGCCUGGAAAAUAGCUUCAGUAGUCCAGGGUACUGCUCCAAAAUCAAUCCUUACCACUUAUGAGGUGGAACGCCGACCGGUAGCAAUUUUUAACACAGAAUUAAGUGUCAAGAAUUUUAGAGCAGCCAUGGGGGUUCCUGCUGCACUUGGUCUUGAUCCAGUGAUGGCAAAUUCAGUUCACAAUGCUCUUAAUAAUACAGUUGGUUCCAUCUUACCUACUGAACUACAGAAGAGAAUUCUGGAUGGAAUUUUCACUCUAGGUCGUGCACAGCUCUCUGAUAUUGUUUUGAAUAAGAAUAAUCCUGUUGGAUCUUCAAGACUGGCUAAUGUUAGACGAAUAUUUGAAGGAGGAGAGAGCCUUCAACUCCAGUUUCCUGCAGAGGAUCUUGGUUUCAGGUAUCUCGAAGGAGCCCUUUUCUUUGACGAUGAGGUUGAAACCGAGUUGGAUGAGCCUGAAGUACCUACAGGACGUAGGCGGGAAUAUGUUCCAUCUGCCGAUCCAGGAUCUAGGCUCCCUCAUACAAAUGUGAAGGCAUUGUCUGGGCCCUUAACUGAGGAGACAUUCUCUACUCUGGAUCUUGUAUCAGGAGAUAAAGUUGAGUUUCUUCUUAUUAUUGCACCAGUGGAACCUUCUUAUCGUCUAGCUCGGGCAGCAUUUGAGGUGUCAGAGGAAUACAAUGUUUCUGCAAAGGUAUGUGUGUUAUGGCCUGAUGGUACAGUUGACGGGGCUGCAAGAAGUGCUGCAGAAUUGACACCUUGGGAAAAUUUCAUUGAUGUUGUGGAAGUUAAGCACUCUUCAGCAUCAUCCUCAUGGUGGGACCUAUGUCAGAUGACCCAUAGAGGAGCUAUUCUAGUUAGGCCUGAUGAGCAUAUAGCUUGGCGGGUAAAAUCAGGGGUGGUUGGUGAUACUACUUUUGAGCUCAGAAGGGUUUUUUCAGCUAUUUUAGGAUUGAAAAGCUGUAGUGAAUCCGAUUAUAAGGAGUGGAAGGAGCUGGCUCCCCAAAAUACCUUAGAGUAUGGAUGGGAUCUUUAGGCUGAUGGAUGGUUUCAGUUCAACUAAGAGAAAUCAUCUCCUAGCACCUACUAUAAGAAGAAUAAACCUUCCAUAUAUAGAUAAAAUUGAAAUUUAUUUAUAAGCUAAUCAUACUGACCCUCCUGGUUGUUGCUGGCCCAAGGGAAUGGUGUAGAUAGGAGUAGAUCAUGAAAGAAAGGGAAUGCUAUAUUUAUUUGUACGUAUAAUACCACGUGUAUAAGUGUACAUAGAGUACUUAAUAAAUUUUAUUUGUUAUAUGAAAAAUAAAGAGUUGUUCGACUAA